AUGUCCACAAUGCAAACAUAAAAUGAAAUGAAUUUAACAACUUCAAUCUAAGAAAUAAAGUAACUAAUUAGUUCAUCAAUUUUAGAAAUCGUAUCAGAUCAAGGAUAUUGUUUAAUUCGAUAAUAAUAAAAUUGUUAUUUGUAACAAUUUUAUUACUCAACCUGAGCCUUUAAGUUUAAUUUUAAGUUAACAAAAUAAUGUUGUUUAUAGUACUGUAAUCCUACCUACUUAUUGAUUUGUUGAAUUUUCUUUAUCAUUAUUUGUAAAUGAAAAGUUAACAUAUUCGAUUGUAUUUAUAAUCUCAUAUCAAGUAAGAAGAAAAGAAUAAACAUAUAAAUAAUAAUUACAUUUUUAGACAGCCUUUUUAUAACAUCAUUUUUAGUAAAUGAAAAAUUAGAAUAAGCCUUGUACUUAUAUAGCAAUAUUAUACUUUUGUGUUCUUUAUUAAUUAAUUGUUAUAGAUGGUAUACUGAUAGAGGCAUGUUGGAUACAAUUAGAACAUUAAAUAAGACAACUACAAUUUUUAGAUUAUAUAUUUUGAUAUGUUCAACAUUUGUAUCUUUAAAAUUGGAUAAAAUAAUAAAUUGGGAAUGGAGUGCUGCAUUAUGGAGUUUGUGGUUAGGUUUAUUUUGUUCUAUUGGCAUCAGUUUAGGUUGUCUAAUAGUAACUUUUAAUAAGAUAGUUUAAUAUUUAUUUGAGAAAUCAAAUUAUUAAAAAUCGAAAAGUAAUCAUGCUUAAACUAAUUUAGUAAUUUACUUUAUUUGGUUUGCACAAUUGUCCAUUUACAUCACAGUAUGUUUAGGGCUAACUUCUUUAGGUUAUUUAGAAAUCUUAACAAAUAAACUAAAUUACUCUAGGAAUUUUAUAAUUCUCCAAUAUUUUGUAAUAGCUGAGCUUAUUAUUAUAAUGUUCUAUUCGAUUUAUUUCCAUACAGAAAUUAAUGAAUACAUUUUAAGUAUACUUUAAGAUGAUGAACCAUUAAGUAAUUAAUAACAGUUAUCUACACAUACUUAAAGAAAUAAUUAAACUUUAUAGAACUUGAAUGUAAUUACAUCAAGAACACAAGUUCCUUAAGUAAUGUAGAAGAUUUCUACAGCUUAUUUCAGCAUUCCUAAAAGAUAAAUUAAUAAGGGUUAGGAUUCCAUAAAUGGAUCACCUAUUAUAAAGAAGUCAUCAAAAGGGCACAAAAGAGCUUUUUCAAGUUAAGGAAUAGGAUCUUAAAUGAUUUAAGAAUUAGAUUUAAAAAUAACUGAAAAAUAAUUAUUUUCCAUUAAUUAGACAAUUAAAAACAAACCUUAAGUGGAAAAAAAAAGAAGUAAUUCUUAAUUGAUAACUGUAAUUUAAAAUAUUUAUUACUAAAAGAUUGCUAGGGAUGAAUCAAUUUAAAAUUAAAAAAUUGAUAUUAGUCAAACUAGUAAUAUUUGUAUUGUUUGUUAUGAAAGAGGACCUAAUGCAGUUUUUAUGAAUUGUGGACAUGGAGGUACUUGCUAUCAAUGUGCAGUUGAUAUAUGGAAAUAAAAAACUGAAUGUUAUUUAUGUAGAGAAGUAUUUAAGUGAUUUUAUUUUAAGAAAAUCGUUUAUAUUUUGAAAGUAGACCUUGAAGAAAGAUUUGGUGAUCUUUUUAAAGUUGUUUCAACCACUAAAAUGAUGGAUUAAUUUUAAAGUUGA
Paramecium sonneborni is the source of this 1668-nucleotide messenger RNA. NCBI's taxonomy places the organism in Eukaryota, Ciliophora, Oligohymenophorea, Peniculida, Parameciidae. The record is from the annotation of a GenBank genome assembly.